Molecule: messenger RNA, 4167 nt
Organism: Pseudophryne corroboree (corroboree frog)
Lineage: Eukaryota; Metazoa; Chordata; Amphibia; Anura; Myobatrachidae
Exons: 22
Coding region: 1-4167 (1388 amino acids)
Source: RefSeq, a predicted model, not a curated record
AUGUACCUCUCUCUUGGUUCAAGGACAGAAGUUAACAUCAACAGCAGCUUCCAAGUUGGCAGUGGUGCUCAAGGUGGCAUAAGUAAUGGAAUCCAAGUUGGCAGUGGUGCUCAAGGUCACAUAAGUAAUGGAAUCCAAAUUGGCAGUGGAGCUCAAGGUGGCAUAAGUAAUGGAAUCCAAGUUGGCAGUGGUGCUCAAGGAGGCAUAAGUACCGGAAUCCAAGUUGGCGGUGGUGUUCAAGGUGGCCUAAGUAACGGAAUUCACAUUGGUGGUGGUGUUCAAGGUGACAUGAGUAGUGGAAUCCAAGUUGGAGGUGGUGCUCAAGGUGGCCUAAGUAGUGGAAUCCAAGUUGGAGGUGGUGCUCAAGCUGGCCUAAUUAACAGUAUCCAAGAUGGCGGUGGUGCUCAAGCUGGCCUCAGUAACGGUAUCCAAGUAGGUGGUGGAGCUCAAGGUGGAAUACAUAGCGAAAUCCAAGAAGGUUCUACUCAAGUUGGCAUACGGAACGGAAUCCAAGUUGGCGGUGGUGUGCAAGGUGGCAUAAGUAAUGGAAAUCAAGAAGGUGGUGCUCAAGUUGGCAUAAGAAAUGGAAUCCAAGUUGGUGGUAGUGUGCAAGGUGGCUUUAGUAAUGGAAUCCAAAUUGGUAGUGGUGCGCAAGGUGUCCUAAGUAGUGGAAUCCAAGUUGGUGGUGGUGCUCAAGGUGGCACAAAUAACGGAAUCCAAGUAGGCGGUGGUGCUCAAGGUGGCCUAAGUAACGGAAUCCAAGUUGGUGGUGGUGUUCGAGGUAGCAUAAGUAAUGGAAUCCAAGUUGGAGGUGGCUCUCUAGGUGACAUAAGAAGUGGACUCCAAAUGGGAGGUGGUGGUCAAGGUGGCCUAAGUAGUGGAAUCCAAGCUGGCAGUGGUGCUCAAGGUGGCUAUAGUAAUGGAAUCCAAGUUGGCGGUGAUGCUCAAGGUGGCCUAACUAAUGGAAUCCAAGUUGGCGGUGGUGCUCAAGGAGGACUAAGUAGCGGAAUCCAAGUUGGAGGUGGUGUUCAAGGUGGCAUAAGUAAUGUAAUCCAAGUUGGCGGUGGCACUCAUGGUGGCCUAAGUAAUGGAAUCCAAGUUGGCAGUGGUGCUCAAAGUGGCAUAAAUGUGAAUGGCAUAGAUGUGACGAAGAUUCUGGGUGGAGUUGUGAAUGUACAUAAUGAGGAACAAGGAAACACAAAAGUUAACAUCAAUAGCGGAAUCCAAGUUGGAGGUGGUGCUCAAGGUGGCCUAAGCAGUGGAAUCCAAGUUGGCGGUGGUGUCCAUAGUGGCCUAAGUAAUGGAAUCCAAGUUGGCGGUGGUGUCCAAAGUGGCCUAAGUAAUGGAAUCCAAGUUGGCGGUGGUGCUCAAGGUGGCAUAAGUAAUGAAAUCCAAGUUGGCGGUGGUGCCCAAGGUGGCCUAAGUAAUGGAAUCCAAGUUGUCAGUGGUGUUCAUGGUGGCAUAAAUAACGGAAUCCAAGUUGGCGGUGGUGCUCAAGUUGGCCUAAGUGACGGAAUCCAAGUUGGCGGUGGUGCCCAUGGUGGCCUAAGUAACGGAAUCCAAGUAGGCGGUGGUGCUCAAGGUGGCAUAAACGGGAAUGGCAUAGAUGUGACGAAGAUUCUGGGUGGAGUUGUAAAUGUACAUGAGGAGCAUGGAAAGACAAACCUGGUUGGCGUGAAUGGUGGUAUGCAGUUGGGCAAUGCCAACAUACAACUAGGAGGUGUGCUGGGACAAGAUAGUGGGCGCACAGUGCAUAUUGCCGGGCAACAAGAUAUUCAGGGUGGAAUUAAAAACCUGAUUGAUGUGAAUGGUGGUGCACAGUUGGGCAAUGCUGACAUACACGUGGGGGGUAUGCUGGGACAACAAAGUGGGCAGACAGUGCAAAUCUCUGGGCAACAAGACAUUCAGAGUGGAUUGAAAAACCUGGUUGGCGUGAAUGGUGGUGUAGAGCUGGGGAAUGCCAACAUACAACUGGGAGGUGUGCUGGGACAACACAGUGGGCACACAGUGCAUAUUUCCGGGCAACAAGAUAUUCAGGGUGGAAUUAAAAACCUGGUUGGCAUAAAUGGUGGUGUAGAGCUGGGGAAUGCCAACAUAGAACUGGGAGGUGUGCUGGGACAACACAGUGGGCACACAGUGCAUAUUUCCGGGCAACAAGAUAUUCAGGGUGGAAUUAAAAACCUGAUUGAUGUGAAUGGUGGUGCACAGUUGGGCAAUGCUGACAUACACGUGGGGGGUAUGCUGGGACAACAAAGUGGGCAGACAGUGCAAAUCUCUGGGCAACAAAACAUUCAGAGUGGAUUGAAAAACCUGGUUGGCGUGAAUGGUGGUGUAGAGCUGGGGAAUGCCAACAUACAACUGGGAGGUGUGCUGGGACAACACAGUGAGCACACAGUGCAUAUUUCCGGGCAACAAGAUAUUCAGGGUGGAAUUAAAAACCUGGUUGGCGUGAAUGGUGGUGUAGAGCUGGGGAAUGCCAACAUAGAACUGGGAGGUGUGCUGGGACAACACAGUGGGCACAAAGUGCAUAUUUCCGGCCAACAAGAUAUUCAGGGUGGAAUUAAAAACCUGAUUGAUGUGAAUGGUGGUGCACAGUUGGGCAAUGCUGACAUACACGUGGGGGGUAUGCUAGGACAUCAAAGUGGGCAGACAGUGCAAAUCUCUGGGCAACAAGACAUUCAGAGUGGAUUGAAAAACCUGGUUGGUGUGAAUGGUGGUGCACAGUUGGGUAAUGCCAACAUACAACUGGGAGGAGUGCUGGGACAACACAGUGGGCACACAGUGCAUAUUGCCAGGCAACAAGACAUUCAGGGUGGAAUUAAAAACCUGGUUGACGUGAAUGGUGGUGUACAGCUGGGCAAUGCCAACAUACAACUGGGAGGUGUGCUGGGACAUCAAAGUGGGCACACAGUGCAUAUUGCUGGGCAACAAGAUAUUCAGGGUGGAAUUAAAAAUCUGGUUGAUGUAAAUGGUGGUGUACAGCUGGGCAAUGCCAACAUACAACUGGGAGGAGUGCUGGGACAACACAGUGGGCACACAGUGCAUAUUACUGGGCAACAAGAUAUUCAGGGUGGAAUUAAAAACCUUCCUGAUGUGAAUGGUGGUAUACAGCUGAGCACUGCCAACAUACACAUGGGCGGUGUCCUGGGACAACAAAGUGUGCGGACAGUGCAAAUCUCCAGUCAACAAGAAAUUCAGGGUAAUUCUGCAGUUGGUGUUAAAUUUGGCCAAGAACAUGGUAGCAAAGAGAAACAUGGAGGUUUUGACAUUAAAGUAAAGGGUGGAAGUGAAGAAUCAUCUGAAGAAGAUAACGCAAGUGAAAAUAAGGUUAACAUAGACAAUUUGACGUUUGCAGUUAAAUUUGGCAAUGGACAUGGCAGCAAAGAGAGUCAUGGAAGCUUGAAAAUUAACUUAAAAGGCGGAAAGUCAUCUGAUGAAGAUAACACAAAUGGAAAUAAGGGUACUUUUGGGCUUGGAGCUUAUAAUAUCAGCCAUGGACAUGGCGGCAAAGAGAGUCAUGGAAGCUUGGAUAUUACCAUAAAGAGUGGAAAUUCAGAUGAGGAAGAGAAGACAAACAGAAAUAAGGGUACUUUUGGGCUUGGAGCUAAUAUCGGCCAUGGACAUGGCAGCAAAGAAAGUCAUGGAAACUUGGAUAUUACCAUGAAGGGUGGAAAGUCAUCUGAGGAAGAUAACACAAAUGGAAAGAAAGGUAAUUCUGGAUUUGGAGCUAAAUUUGGCCAAGAAAAUGAUAGCAUAAGAAAACAUGGAGGCUUUGGAAUAAACAUAAAGGGCGGAAGUGAAGAAUCAUCUGAUGAAGACAAUGCAAGUGAAAAUAAGGCUAAAGUCGGCCAUGGACAUGGCAGCAAAGAGAUUCAUGGAAACUUGAAUAUUACCAUAAAGGGUGGAAAGUCAUCUGAGAAAGAUAACACAAAUGGAAAAAAGGGUACUUUUGGGCUUGGAGCUAAUAUCGGCCAUGGACAUGGCAGCAAAGACAGUCAUGGAAACUUGGAUAUUACCAUAAAGGGUGGAAAGUCAUCUGAGGAAGAUAACACAAAUGGAAAGAAGGGUAUGUACACUACUGUUCAAAAGUUUGGGGUCACCCAGGCAAUUUUGUGUUUUCCAUGGAAACUCAGUUUUAUUUAUCAAAUGAGUUGCAAAAUGAAUUAA